UUUUCAUAUUUCCAUGCAGGACCUCUCCAGUUUCACCAGUGAACAACAUGCCUCAUCCAAAGGUUCCAGACAUGGGCUCUGCCUUCAUCCAGACACAGCAGCUCAAUGCUGCCAUGGCCGACACCUUCCUGGAACACAUGUGCCUGCUGGACAUCGACUCUGAGCCCACCACUGCAAGAAACACCGGCAUCAUCUGCACCAUCGGACCGGUCUCCCGUUCUGUGGACAUACUGAAGGAGAUGAUCAAGUCUGGAAUGAACAUUGCUCGCAUGAACUUCUCUCACGGCACACACGAGUACCAUGCAGAUACUAUCAAGAAUGUGCGUGAGGCAUGUGAGAGCUUUGAGCCGGGAAGUAUCCAGUACAGGCCCAUCGGUAUCGCCCUGGAUACCAAGGGCCCUGAGAUCAGGACCGGCCUCAUCCAGGGAAGCGGCACAGCUGAGGUGGAGCUGCAGAAGGGCAACACGAUCAAGAUUACCGUGGAUGAUUCUCACCAGGACAACUGCAGCGAUGAGCUCCUCUGGCUCGACUACAAGAACAUUACCAAGGUGGUGGAAGUUGGCAGCAAGAUCUACAUUGAUGACGGACUAAUUUCCCUGCAAGUUACAGAGAUUGGUUCUGAUAACCUCAUCUGUGAGAUCGAGAACGGUGGCACCCUGGGCAGCAAAAAGGGAGUGAACCUCCCCGGUGCUGCUGUAGACCUCCCUGCUGUUUCAGAGAAGGACAUCAAGGACCUGCAGUUUGGUGUGCAGCAUGGAGUCGACAUGGUCUUCGCCUCCUUCAUCCGCAAAGCAGCCGACGUACACGCCGUCAGAGCGGUGCUGGGAGAGAAAGGCAAAGACAUCAAGAUCAUCAGCAAGCUGGAGAACCACGAGGGUGUACGCAGAUUUGAUGAGAUCAUGGAGGCCAGCGAUGGCAUCAUGGUUGCCCGUGGUGACCUGGGAAUUGAGAUCCCCACAGAAAAAGUCUUCCUAGCCCAGAAGAUGAUGAUUGGUCGCUGUAACAGAGCUGGCAAGCCGAUCACAUGUGCCACUCAGAUGUUGGAGAGCAUGAUCAAGAAGCCCAGACCCACCCGUGCUGAGGGCAGUGACGUAGCCAACGCCGUGUUGGAUGGCGCUGACUGCAUCAUGCUGAGCGGAGAGACAGCCAAGGGAGAUUACCCCCUGGAGGCAGUGCGCACACAGCACAUGAUAGCACGAGAGGCUGAGGCAGCCACCUUCCACAGACAGCUGUUUGAGGAGCUGAGGAGACACUCCCAACUGACCAGAGACCCUUCGGAGGCAGUAGCCGUCGGAGCUGUCGAGUCCUCGUUCAAAUGUUGUGCUAGUGCCUUCAUUGUUCUCACCAAGACUGGAAGAUCUGCCCACCUGCUCUCCAGGUACAGGCCCCGUGCACCCAUUAUCGCCGUCACCCGUAAUGCUCAGACAGCUCGCCAGGCCCACCUGUACCGCGGCAUCUUCCCUGUCCUCUACACCAAGCCUUCUCACGAUGUGUGGGCUGAGGACGUCGACAUGCGUGUGAACUUUGCUAUGGAUAUGGGCAAAGCCAGGGGCUUCUUCAAAGAGGGAGAUGUUGUCAUCGUCCUGACUGGCUGGCGUCCAGGCUCCGGUUACACCAACACCAUGCGUGUGGUUCUGGUGGCCUGAACAGCUUCUGGUGGCCUCUGCUUCCUCCCUUUAUGUUCAUCUUUAUUUCAUAUUGCUCCACCCCUACGCUCCAUACCAGCUCACAGCCUUUCAAUCUAAGACUUGGGCUCAUAGACUCAAUCGCUGCAGAAUUUAGCAUUUAGCCAAUAAUGCAAAGAAUAAAAAAAAAAAAUAGAUUAUAGCCUUCAUGGCCAGAGAGCUGUUUUAGCCAAGAGUGGAGGCUUGUUCAGUACUAUUCCAAUUUAUGUCUCUAUUCCUUUCACAUGGGUACUCUCAAUCAAACCAGUCUGCGGGGCCUCAGAUGAAUACACGCUGACCAGAAAACUGCUGUAUUUAUUCACUCACUCACUCACAUAGUUAAAAGUUAACCAGUCUGAAAGUGAAUACAUCCUGGUCUGUGUGCAUGCGCUUACUGGCUUGUUUAGGUUGGGUUAGUGGUGGAGCAGGCUGAUCUCCACAGAGCACCUUUAGUACUGUAACACUUGACUUACUGAUCACACUCCUGCGGGUAUAAUGAACAAACUGGGUGCAUCCUAAAUCAAAAGGAAUGAUCCUACGGGGAAGCCUUUGCUCCACCUCUCCACCUAAACAAACCCUUGUGUAGUGCUGUCUGUAUGAAGUGUCCACUCUUAAAGCCAGCUGUCACUGUUAAUGUCUACCUUUAAAUGUUGCACUCCUUAUCUACUCCAGACAAUGUUACAUUCAAUAUUAUACUUGACUUUUUUGAAUGGUAAAUUUUUGUCUCGGGACAUCCAAUUCUACUUAUAUUUUGUCUGACCUUAGAGAAAUGUUAGUUUUGGAUGUCCACUUAAGAGCUGUUUGAGCUAGUUACUGUGUUUGUGUUAUUAAAUGUGUGAGAGUCUUUGUUUAUUGGCAUUUGGAUCAUAUCUAAGUUAGCGCUUAUUUGAAUGAGGUAUGGUUCACUAACAUUGACUCAUGUGAAAGAGCACUUUUGGGUUUCUUUUCUCACAAGGGACCUGAGGAAGGAACAUAGCUGUGUCCCUUUCAGCCCCAGUGGGUUAGGGGCGGCCCCCCUCCACUGUAGCUGUCUUCAUGUGUCUAAUAUGCUCUGGAUUGUAACACUAGAGUGUGAGAACUAACUUUAUGUAAAGGGGAAAUAUAAUGUAUAGCUGGUGUACUGAGCUGUCCUAAAAGACUGGAUUUCCAUCAAUAAAAGAGAUAAGCACCAA
Labrus mixtus (cuckoo wrasse) is the source of this 2836-nucleotide messenger RNA. It is a transcript of the gene pkma, whose product is annotated as pyruvate kinase M1/2a. Gene Ontology annotation, cellular component: cytoplasm. The coding region runs from base 48 to 1646 and encodes 532 amino acids. The record is from RefSeq and is a predicted model, not a curated record. Gene Ontology annotation, molecular function: magnesium ion binding; pyruvate kinase activity; potassium ion binding. Lineage: Eukaryota; Metazoa; Chordata; Actinopteri; Labriformes; Labridae. Gene Ontology annotation, biological process: glycolytic process. The transcript is spliced from 10 exons.